Messenger RNA from Musa acuminata AAA Group (dessert banana), 2494 nucleotides. RefSeq names its product monocopper oxidase-like protein SKU5. Gene Ontology annotation, molecular function: oxidoreductase activity; copper ion binding. Gene Ontology annotation, cellular component: plasma membrane. The coding region runs from base 502 to 2160 and encodes 552 amino acids. NCBI's taxonomy places the organism in Eukaryota, Viridiplantae, Streptophyta, Magnoliopsida, Zingiberales, Musaceae. The transcript is spliced from 9 exons. The record is from RefSeq and is a predicted model, not a curated record.
GGCUUACUUCUCACAGCUGUGUCGGCCGAGUAGACGAGGAGACAGGCAGCGGGUGUCAUGCUGUCACUGUGACUGCCUCUUUCUCCUGCUCCUUCCUUUUGUCUCAACUUUCAACCUCAUCACUGCCACUCUUUCUGCUCUCUCUUCUGCAUCAACUUCUGCAGGUCUGCAGCUGAAGGCUCGUCUUCCGUAGCUCAUCACUCUCACCGUUCUGUUUGCCUUCGAGCACAUCACGACACUGCUGGCUGUAUAUAGAAUGAAAAUGGAGCGGCGUCGGUCGUUUCCGGCCGUGGCAUUACCGCUGCUGGCGGUGUGGGCGUUGGUGAUGGUGGUUCCCUGCUUCGCCGCAGAUCCUUAUGCCUACUUCGACUGGGAUGUGUCCUUCAUCACCGCCGCCCCUCUCGGCGUCAAGCAGCAGGCCACAAUCCAACUGCUGGACCAUAGAGCUCAAAUCUCAGCUAAUACUGGUUUCAAGAUUUCCUUCGAUUUCUAUUGACUUCUAUGGCUAUCUGUGCCGGUUGGUGGCAGGUAAUUGGGAUCAACGGGCAAUUCCCAGGUCCAGUCGUCAAUGUCACCACGAAUUGGAACGUCGUCGUGAACGUUCUCAACGAUUUAGACGAGCCUCUGCUGAUCACAUGGAAUGGCAUCCAACAGCGCAAGAACUCAUGGCAAGAUGGGGUGUUGGGCACAAACUGCCCCAUCCCAUCAGGUUGGAACUGGACUUACCAGUUCCAGGUGAAGGACCAGAUCGGCAGCUUCUUCUACUUCCCCUCCAUCGGCUUCCAGCGAGCCGCGGGCGGCUACGGAGGCUUCAUCAUCAAUAACCGCGACGUGAUCGCGGUGCCCUUCGACAAGCCCCAUGGUGACAUCACCCUCUUCAUUGGAGACUGGUACAACAAGGACUACAAGGAUCUCAGAAAGGCCGUCGACGACGGGAAGGAUCUCGGAAUGCCCGAUGGCGUCCUGAUGAACGGAAAGGGUCCGUAUCGAUACAACAAGACGCUCGUCCCCGAUGGCAUAGACUACGAAACCAUACAUGUUCAUCCUGGCAAAACGUAUCGAUUUCGUGUGCACAACGUUGGCAUCUCCACCAGCUUAAACUUCAGGAUUCAGAACCACAACAUGCUGCUGGUGGAGACCGAGGGAUCGUACACUGUGCAGCAGAACUACACCAACUUGGACAUCCAUGUGGGGCAGUCGUACUCGUUCUUGGUCACCAUGGAUCAGAACGCAAGCAGCGAUUACUACAUCGUCGCGAGCGCUAGGUUUGUGAACGAGUCUCGUUGGAGCAGAGUCACGGGUGUUGCCAUCCUUCACUACUCCAACUCCAAAGGCAAAGCCUCCGGCCCUCUUCCCGACCCACCCAACGAUUUCUACGACAAGACCUUCUCGAUGAAUCAAGCAAGAUCGAUCAGGUGGAAUCUGAGUGCUGGCGCGGCGCGGCCGAAUCCUCAGGGAUCGUUCAGAUACGGAUCGAUCAAUGUGUCUCAGGUGUACGUCCUGAAGAACAAGCCGCCGGUGGUGAUCAAUGGAAAACGACGAGCCACGCUCAAUGGGAUCUCGUACUCUCCUCCGGAAACACCACUGAGGCUUGCGGACGAGUACAAGCUGAAGGGGGUUUACACGCUUGAUUUCCCCAGCAGGCCUCUCAAAGGAGCGCCAAAGAUUGGGAGUUCUUUGAUCAACGGAACUUACCGGGGAUUCAUGGAGAUCAUAUUUCAGAACAAUGACACCAAAGUUCAGACGUACCACAUGGAUGGAUAUGCAUUUUUUGUGGUUGGGAUGGACUACGGGGAGUGGACAGAGGAAAGCAGAGGAACAUACAAUAAGGGAGAUGGUGUUGCCCGCUGCUCGACACAGGUCUUCCCCGGAGCAUGGACUGCAAUCUUGGUUUCGCUGGACAACGUAGGAAUCUGGAACGUGAGGGCACAGAAUCUGGAUUCAUGGUAUCUCGGCCAGGAAGUGUACGUAAGAGUCGUCAAUCCAGAAAACACCAACAAAACAGAGCUGCCAAUUCCGGACAAUGCUCUGUACUGUGGUCGUCUCCAGAAGUACCAAAAUGAGCAGACUCCUCACCACAAGCAAGCUUCAUCUGCUUCGGCUACAUAUCGAACCUCCGAGUUACUGGUGCUGAUGCUUCUCCUGGUUGGAAUUGCUUGAUGCAAACACUGUUGUGGGUGGGUAUUUAUGGAUUUGAUGUUAUUCUUUUUGGUUUUGGGUUCUGGGAGGACAAGCCAUUCAUUCUUUGUGUCCAAAUUCAUGCACCCUCUGCUGUUGCAUUUUCCAUUGCCAGCUGAACAAGACAGUCAUCUUCAUCACAGCAUCAAAGAACUGCAAUUUGAAAGCUCAAACAGGGCUAUGUGAGAUGGAUUUGUACCUUAGAACUGGGGCUUGUUGGUGCCACUUGUUCUAUGUGUCUGCCUCACCCAUUUGCUCCUCCACUGAUCAAAUGGAGAGAAAGCUGAUAUCUUAAAUGAUGGUUUUACAUUUUUUU